AUGAAUCAGCAACAACCGCAACCUCUCUACUCUGGGCCUCGACAGCCUGCGCCCAUUUCGAAUGGCGACCACAACUUCUCUCAGCCGAGACCUCACACGAGGCAGCAACCCGACCAGCAAGACACCAAUCAGUCUCGCGCCGCGCGAUUCGAAGACGAGAAGCGGCGCAUUAUCGACGCCUGCUUCAGCAAGCGUGAUCCCGAGGGCAUGCAACUCGAGUCAUAUAUCACCCACGUCCGAGUGCUUGAAGAUGCCUCCUACCCUUCCUCUCCUCCUCCUCCGGACUCCCCCAACUCCAACAAGAAACACCGAGUCAUCCUUGUCGCCGUCCGACGCUCCGGCAAGGUCAGGGUUCACAAGGCUCGCGAGAACCCAAACGGCUCCUUCUCCAUCGGCAAGACAUGGAAUCUCGACGAGUUGACCGCAAUCAUCUCCUACACCUCUCUCGUCCCCGCGAACCCCCAGCAGCAGAUGGAGAAACAGUGGGCGUCCAAUACCGGCUUCACCGUGUCUCUAGGCAAGCCCUAUUUUUGGUCCGCCCCCACACCAAAAGAGAAGGAUUUCUUCAUUGCCAGUCUGAUCAAGAUAUACCGAAAGUACACGGGAGGAAAGCUUCCAGAGCUUAUAGGAUUUGCCCCCCAGGAACUACAACAAAUCACUGGUGUCCAGUCCGCCCAGAAUACUCCCCCUUCGAGGACCACUUUCUCCCCGAUCAUCCCAUCCCCAACUCCUCCACCCCCCCUGGCUGCGAGCCAACCUGCUCCCGUACCACCACUCAGCGCCGCCCGGCCACAGUCUCCAUAUGUCGCUCAGCCGCCUCCGAGUCGAGAUGGUGGUCGGAUGGAGGUGCAAGAACAAAAUAGGUCAUUUGGCCGACCAGACUACCGUCCACCGACAAGAGAUGCCGUGCCGCUACCUUCUCAGGCAGAAGAACGACCUCUGGGCUUACCCCCUAGACCGAACCGCGGUACACCGGCACAGGACUUCUCUCGCACACAACCUUAUGGCCCUCCGCUAAGGCGUGAUGACGCCCGUACGCCGUCGCUGUCGGACGGCCUCCAACCAGCUCCGUUACGACCUUCCAUUAGUCCCAAAGCCUCUCAAUCCUCCCUACAGCGACCCGAUCCUACCCUCGAGCCGCCACCUCUAAGACCGAACGGAUUGAGCGUCGCAAAGGCUGGUCCGCAAGAUUUUUCGCCGAAAAGGAUGGGUCCCAUGCCGGGUCAGGACUUAAACAGGGAUAUUCCUCGUGGCGAACCAUUGAACAACUCAAGGCCGAGCACGGCAGCGAGCGAUCGCAGGGUCCCUGUGCCCGAACCUCCUCCCAGUCUUCCAGCACUUGACUUUGAGCUCUUCCCUGAGCGUAAGAAGCCAGCGGCAGCUGCGCCCGACCUCAAACCCGAACAACCAGCUCCCACGAGUCAGAGUAACAGCGCAUUUGUAACACCGGCGGGGACGCCGUCCACGAUGAAAGAGGAGCAGUCACAGAAGAAAACGGACUAUUUUGUGGGCGAGAAGGCCAUGACAGAGAACAAGCAGUCACAAGCAAACGACGUCGUGCCACCAAAGACUGUGUACACAGAAGUAACUACGUCAGAGCCCAAACCUGUCGAAACCCCAAACGAGCCCGUUGUUCCAGAGCCACUCGAGCCUCCAGCCCCUCCAAAAGCUGAAGAAGAGCAUCGCCCCGGCCUUGGUCCUAUGAUCAAGAAGAGGUCUGGUAAGGACAUCGCGAACCAAUUCCGAAAAGCUGCCCUUGCCGCAGGUGCAUUUCAACCACGUCAAGGCGGUGCAGGUGCACGAUUGAAGGCAAUGCAGGACAAACUCUCCAACGAGCCCGAUGGCAUAACCAGUGUUGUCCCGGCGCCUUUGAAGAGAGGCAUGAGCUCGGAUGGCCCAAGGAGCGGAACACCUGAUCCGAUCAACACUGAAAAUGAAAAGGAUCAGCCGACACCGAAGGUUGUGUCUAGUGAGCCUCUUCCUCGAGUUCAGGUCGAGCGUUCUGCUACCUCAGACAGCGUCGCCAGACCGCAAACGCCAGCAGAAAAGCCUCUCCCGGCCGAGCCUGAGGUUCCAAAGGAAGAACCGAGUGCGGAGUCCCCGGAUAAGGGCCGGUCCUCUUCGCCACAAAGGAAACGUCGCCAAAGACUGGAGGCGGAAGUUGAGAAGCACUGUACAGCUUUAGGCAUUGAUCCACGGGUCACUGAGGGCCGCGGAGCAGAUCUGAACGAAAUCUUGACAGAAUUUUCUUGGGAUGGGCGACUUGCCAAAGACCAUGCUUUGGACAACUUCGAGACCGACAUUCGAAGGGAAAUUGGCCGUGCUCAAGCGAGUGGCUGGCUCGGCCAUGUCGAACACCAGGAGACCAAAGUUCAGGAGCUCGGAAAAGCGUUCGAAAAGGCGAUUGCCGAAUGUGAAGAGCUUGACGGGUUAUUGACCUUGUAUGCCCAUGAGCUCGAUACUCUCCAUGAAGAUAUCGAGUAUAUCGAGGCACAAGGACAGGGGUUGCAAGUGCAGACUGCCAAUCAGAAGUUGCUGCAGGCUGAGUUGCAAAAUCUCCUGAGAACAUUGACAAUAUCACCCUCAGAUCUUCGCGCUCUAAGGCAAGCGCCGAUCGACAAUUUCGAAGGCGUCCACGCAGUCGAGCGUGCACUGAGUUUGCUCUACAGAGCGAUGCUGACAAUCGAUCCAGACCUGCGUCAAAACAAACUCCGUCAAGCAACCACAGUAAGCAACCGCACUGGACUUCCAACGAAUGCCGAAGCGGACCUCACCAAGAUGCGAGCGGUGCGUGAGAAGAAGGAGGAAUACAAGGAUGAGAGCAUGAUGUUUGUCAACCGCUUCAACCAGCACAUGAAGGCCAUGUUCCAACUGGCUGAGCAGCGAACAAGUGAGGAAAAUGCCAGCAUCAGCAUUUCUUCCGGGACAUCCUCCUUCACGCUCAACCUACGGGCUCUCAACGCUUCGCGACAAGAGCUUUGGGUCUACAAUGCUAUGAUGCUCUUUGUGCGGGAAGUCAACCAGUAUGAAUGGCAGACUUUAAUUGGCAGCUACGAAAUCAAUGUCAAGAGCAUCUACCAAGACCAGUUCCGAGACUUCAGCAUGGGUCUGAGAAAGACUGUCAGGCACCCCAUGGGAGAAGAGCAGGAAAUCCUUUUCACCCAUCAAGAGAAAGAGAAGGCAGAGGAGUCCAAUCUUUCCACGGCAGCUCGCAAGCUCACGGUUAAACGUGGCAGAGCAGUCAAGGCAAGCGUUAUGAGACAUUCGGUUGGCGAAAGACGAGACGGCAAACCCGAUGCUUGGGCGGUAUUCGACACUGUCCUAGAGCAACAAGCCACAGCCAUUUCGGAAGAGCAGAAUUUCAUUGUACAUUUCUUCCAUCUGAACUCACAGUCGAACGAGGAUUUUAUGGAACUAGUGCAAUCUCGACCUCCUGAACAGCGCAAGCUGCCCAACUUGCAGGCCAAACAAGCUUACGAUCCAGAUCGUAAUUUGGCCAAGAUCGUACAGCGCACUACAGAAGGGAUUUACUCGUUCUGGCCUACAGACCUUCAGGGUUUGAUGGAAUGGGUGUUCAAGAUGGAUCAAUUGCAGGGCAUUGGCGUCCUGGUCUCACUCGAACAGUGCUUGUCAAAGUAUGAGGAAACGAACCAAGAAUUCAUCACGCGGACAGUGAGAACCCUUCAUGAACGCUUGAUGGGUCUCUUCAAUAGAUUUGUGGAAGAACAAGUCAAGGCGAUUGAGGAAACCAAGGUGAAGGUCAAGAAGAGGAAAGGUCUGAUUUCUUUCAUGAGGAUCUUCCCCGACUUUAUUGCCGUCGUUGAGGACAUGAUUCCUCAGGAAUUUGCACAUCACGAGUCCCUUGAAGUGCGCUUCAUCGUCAACGACGCGUACACCAAACUUCUGAAAGCCAUGUGGGAGUCUCUCAACUUCAUCGCCAAAGACAAUCCGGCCGCAAACUCUUCUGGUGGGACAACGACUGGCCCUUCGAACGUACCACUGAGCGGGGACCCCGAAGACAAAGAGGCAUUGAACUAUCAUAUUCUCUUGAUCGAGAACAUGAACUUCUUUGUUGAGGAAGUGAAGACACACAACAAUGCGGUGCUCGAAGAAUGGGUGGAACGGGCGUCGCGCGAUCAACUAUCCCAUCUCGCACAGUACACAGAUGCUGUGAUCCGACGGCCACUGGGCAAAUGGCUUGACUUCUUGGAGAGCACCGAAGCGCUCAUGAAGGGCACCGACUCGUCCUUUACGUCGAUUGCGAACAAGCCAUCCCACUCACGCAGCGCAGCCAAGAAGAUUCUCGGCAGCUAUGACGCGAAAGAGGUCCGAAAGGGCGUGGAGACAUUGAAGAAGAGGAUCGAAAAGCACUUCACUGAUGCGGACGAUCCAUCGUCGACAACCCUCGAGAGGGCUGGAAAGAAGGAUCUGAUCGCGCGGGUGUUUGAAGAAUGUGCAGUACGAUACUCUCACGCCCACGACCGGAUGAAGACAAUCGUGGACAGAGUCUACGAGGGCAGUCUAGAGAUUGACUGGAGAAAAGAGGAUGUGCAGGCCAUGUUUAAGAGGUAG
This is a messenger RNA of Fonsecaea pedrosoi CBS 271.37, 4572 nucleotides long. RefSeq lists its product as uncharacterized. Gene Ontology annotation, molecular function: phosphatidylinositol-4,5-bisphosphate binding. Gene Ontology annotation, cellular component: plasma membrane; exocyst. The record is from RefSeq and is a predicted model, not a curated record. Lineage: Eukaryota; Fungi; Ascomycota; Eurotiomycetes; Chaetothyriales; Herpotrichiellaceae. The transcript has a single exon. The coding region runs from base 1 to 4572 and encodes 1523 amino acids. Gene Ontology annotation, biological process: exocytosis; Golgi to plasma membrane transport.